Spodoptera exigua (beet armyworm) is the source of this 6352-nucleotide messenger RNA. Lineage: Eukaryota; Metazoa; Arthropoda; Insecta; Lepidoptera; Noctuidae. The record is from the annotation of a GenBank genome assembly.
ACAAAUAAAUACACAUCAAAUGAAAAAUAAUAAUUACAAGCCGGCUAAACCGUAAGGUUUACAAUAUUAUUUACUGUUUUUUUUGUGAAAUAUGUAAAUCAUUGCAUCCAGAAUAAUGGCGUUGCAAGAAUACAAGCAUUAUUUUCCAAUAGAUAGCAUACAAAAAGUAUGUGAUCUGUUUGAAGAACAACUACGCAGUGAGAAAGAAGCAGAUUUAGCGCUGUUUUCUAUUAUUGUCGGAGCGGUUGAAAAUAAUUUAACCAAUGUCAAAAACAGCGACAAAGAAAUGAAUUUGGCGGCAAACAAAGUCGUUAAAAUGAAGUUUCCGUCUGUUGAAUAUGAAGAAGUAAAAUCACUACAUGAACGGUUUGUGUCACUGAUGCGUGGAGGCGUCGAUGUAAAACUGCUAAAUGGAGCUUACACUACAAGAGACUUGGUUAAACGAGUUGCCGAUGUGGUUUGGAAUUCUUUGACUCGCAGUUACUAUAAAGACCGAGCACAUUUGCAGUCUAUAUACAGCUUUUUAACAGGAAAUAAAUUAGACUGCUUUGGUGUUGCAUUUGCAGUAACAGCAGGCUGUCAAGUUCUUGGUAAACAGGAUGUCCACUUAGCUUUAUCUGAGGAUCAUGCUUGGGUUGUAUUUGGGAAAGAUGGCACAGAAACAGCUGAGGUAACUUGGCAUGGCAAAGGCAAUGAAGACAAACGGGGAAGAUCAGUGGGAGAUGGUGUAUCUGCUCGAUCAUGGUUGUAUGUGGCUGGUAAACCUGUAAUAUGUACCAGAGUAAUGGAACUUGCUGCUCUUGUCUCUUCAAUCAACCCUACAUUAACCCAAACUACUGAUGUCCAUGAAAUUGCUCAAAUGCAGCACAGACUUCUGUGGUUACUUUAUGACAAUGGUCACUUGGAUGCCUACCCAAUGGCUUUGGGCAAUCUUGGAGAUUUAGAUGAAUACAUGAGAAUAACUAACUGUUCUGCAGAAUCUGAUGAAUUGCCUCUACAUAAUGAAUUGGAAAAUUUGCGCCCAGAUGGCACUCCUAGACCGGACCCACCUGCACUUUAUGCCCAAGCUAUUAGAUCAGCAAGAACAAAUUAUGAUGAUCGCCAUGUAUAUCCAUACACAUUCCAAGGGGGGCAUUACCAUCGCAACAAGAUGUAUAAAGAAGCUUUUCAUGCAUGGGCCUGUGCUGGUGAUGUUAUUCGACACUACAAUUAUUCCCGUGAUGAUGAAGAGAUAUACAAGGAGUUUUCUGAAAUAGCAAAUGAACUGAUACCUCAAUUAAUGAAAGCUGAGAGUUCUGGGCACUCUGCUAGAUCAAUAUUGAAGGACCCAGAGUGCUUUGCUUCGUUGCUCCGGUUUUACGAUGGCAUCUGCAAAUGGGAGGAAGGUAGUCAAACACCAAUUCUUCAUAUUGGUUGGGCUAAACCUUUGGUGAGCACAAUAUCAAAAUUUGAUGCAGAAGUAAGAGCCCAAGUUCACAUUAUAUGCAAAACCGAUACUGACGAACAUACAGAGUCAACAAAAGGGACAGAAAAUGUUGAAAAAGAUAAAAGGGACAAUGAUAAAUGGAACAACAAUGCAGAUAAUGCAGAGAUGUCUGUGCGUGAACAGCUAACAGCCGCUGUAAACAGUCGGCCGCGAGUUACUCUGUACAGCCAUAAGAUGGCGGCACUGCGACCUUUACUUUUAGCGGAACGUUUAAAUACUCAUGCACUGCAGUUGCAGUUAACAGCACAAAGUCAACUCCAACGGCCUCAGGCGCCGACUAAGAAAAGAGAUGUGGAUGACGCUAACGCCUCUUUACCCACAGCACGCGCCAAACGAGCUCGGCGUGAACGUUGAAGGUAAUAUUUUGGAUUAGGAACCAAAUACGCUUCUCUUUUAGACUGGUACCAAUGUACCUAAAUGAGUGAUGUAUACAAAGUAUUUUAUGUAGUUUAUGUGUUUCUAUUAGAUCGUUAAUGUUGGUAUAUUUAUUAUUAUUCUGGGUGAUAUCAUGUAUUUUUAGAUUCAAGUUUAAGAGUGAGCAAAUCGCCCAAUAAAUAUGAAUGCAUUUAUUAAAAAUAUAACUUUGGAUCCUAUUGAUGUCUCAUCUGCAAAUUCAUAAAUGGGAUGGGAUUUAACAUUUUUUUUAAUGCCAUAUCUUGUAAUCAAUGAUUUAGGGUGCUGUUAUAAAGGAGAUUAAUCGUAUUAGCCUAUAAAAAAAAAUCGCGAAUGAUUAUGACUGUCAUCGAUUGUUAAUACCUUUAGACAUAUUAAAUUUUAUAAAAAGUUAAUUAGUCUUCAUAGGCUAUGAAAACCCCAAAUACGUAUUCUCAAGUCCAUAUAAACCUCUGUGAGUUCACUCUAACUUAAUAUUUUUAUUUCUAGUGAAGUCGACAUAAGUACAAAUCCCUCUAUAAAUUAAUAUAAUUUUUUGCGCACAUCAACAUACUAUGUUAGUUUUUGUAAAAUAUUUUUUGCAUUCACUAAUACCUCACCAACUAAAUAUGGAUCACUACAUUUAAAAAUUGUUAUGUGUUUCAUGGCUAAGCAUAUGACACUAACAAUUAUUAUUUAUUCCUAUAACAACUAAAGAGUAAGUUAGAACCGUCUCUGUGUGUCAUUGAUUCUUCAAUAGAUUAACUGUUUAGAAAAUUGCUUUUGAGAGCACUAAAUGUAGCAAACCGCAGGGGUCGCGGCCGCUUUACAUUUUUAAAUAAAUAGUUCUUGUUCAAACUAUAUAAAAUAAGUAGAUUUUUAAAAUAAGUGUAGGAAUGUACGUGAAGUAUCCUUACAAACUACAGCAUAUUGUAAUAGUCUCGUAAAAUUCUUAAUGAUGGUACUUAGAAUUAAAAAUCUUCUUAUAGGUACUACAAAAACUUAUAUAGAUCCUUCAAUUUUUAUGUUACCAGAAUGCAUUUUUCCUUGCACAGAUAUUUGUUAUGUAUAUAAAUGAAUAAUAAUAAUUUAACCAUUCGAUUUGUAGACGAAAAACAUGAAAAGUUUUAAAUAGAUAUGUCCUUAUAUGGAAACUACGUCAUAAUAUAAAUAAAGAUAAAUAUUUAGUUAAGUAUAUUUUUUUAAAUAAUAGGUCUUUACCUAUGAAAUUGCCGUUCUGCAGUACUGGCCAGUACAGGUAAAAACCUAUUAAUAAUGUAUGUUCAUUUAAUUGUUACUGUAAUUAGCUAAACUUCUAUGUAAUUUGCUAGCCACGAUCAAGUUUAUGUGAAUAAUAAGACAGUGUCAUUUUUUUGUAGUCAUUUACGUGUUGAUAUUUUAACAACAAAACUAUCUUAAAUUAAGGUUGUUCAUAGCAUAUUUAUAAAACUUUAAUGUAUACUCUACUACUCUAAGCAAUCAUUUGUGCGCAGUUCGCAAAAUAAGCCAUACGCCAUAUAAUAUACUUAUGCUGAAAUUGAUAAUGAUCGCCAAGAUUUUUUUUUAUGUAAUAGGUCGGCAAACGAGCAGACGGAUUACCUGAUGGUAAGAAAUCAGCGCCGCCCAUGGACACUCGCAACGGAGGAGUUACGAGUGCGUUGCCGACCUUUUAGGGAUUAGGGAUUGGGGAAGGGGAAGGAUUGGGCCUCCGGUAACCUCACUCACACGGUGAAACACAACGCAGUGGUUAUUUCACGCCGGUUUUCUGUGAGGCCGUGGUAUCACUCCGGUCGAGCCGACCCAUUCGUGCCGAAGCAUGGCUCUCCCACACUUUGGAAAUUAUAAAUUAAGUAUCCAAAAUACACAUUUCCAUAUUCUGCCUCGAUUUCAAUAAACUAUUUUCUGUGCCGGCACACAGUGUCAUAAUAAUUUAUGAGUAAGAUUUCAUCACAUUAAUUUAAGUAAUUUAUAAGUUUUGCUUUUGCACUUAAAUAUAUACUCGCAGGUCAACAAGGUACAAGGAAACCGGGUGUAAGUGAUGACAUGUUAUGUUAACUAUUUUCAGUAUCUUAUGCAUUGCAUUUAAAUAUUUUUUUAUAAUUUUAUUUUCCUUACCCACCGCACAACUUGAUAAACCAUCGCAAAUAGAUGUUAUAUCUUUCUAAAAUAAGAUUGCUAUAAACAUUUUAAGUUCUUACGUACAAAUUAAUACAGAAAUCAAAUUUAUUGUUAUAAUGGAUGUAUAUAAAAUAUAUUCGUAUACCUAAGUAAGUAAUAAUAUUCUCUUCCAAUAAAGUACUAAAUAUUUUUUUUAAAUAAAAUCGAAAAUUUUAAAAUAUUCAUAUAUUCAAAGAAAAUAAUGGUUCGUGUUUAAUUUUUUCUGUACAUCUUGGCCAUAUACUUACGAAGCUAUAUCUACAAUUAUAAAUAACUCCAAUAAUUUGUUUUUUAAAUUGGAGGCAAACAAACUUAUUAUGUGCACCCACCUGCCCAGUUCCAUAAUGAUAAUUUAAUUAUAUUUUUAUCGGAUUUAUUCAUAUAUUUUGUUAAAAAGUAAGGAUUUUUUUCAACAAUUUUACUGAUAAAUCUAUCUAGCUAUUUAAUCAAUCCUAUAUUGUUAGUUGAAUAGCUUGUUUACAUAUGUUCGACUUACACGUUUUUAGUUUUUAAACAAACUUUCUGUUUAAUAUGUUCGUCAAACUUUCUGUGCAAAAUGUUCGUAAUAAGUUUUAUGGUAUACUUAUUGUAGUAUAUAAAGUACCUACUAGCGACCCGCCUCAACUUUGCCCGGGUGUUAUGCUGAUAGGUACUAAAUAUCCCGACUAUUCAAUGGGUGUUAUUAUAGGUACAUAUAAACCUUCCUCUUCGUUUUGACCUGCAAAACCAUGAAAAUGACACCAAUGACGGUAGUCGAAAGUGGUACGAUUCUACGUAGGUACUGUUACAUAUUAUUAUUACAUAUAUACAUAUAGAUACUGUAAGACUAUCUAAAAUGCAAUAAUAGGCUCUAAUUAACGAUAGCUAUAAUGAGCGAUUAUUGUAAAAUAGAUCCCCAAAAAAUCCUUAGUAAAUAAAAAAAUCAAUAACUCUAUUACUUAUAACGCGUAUUACCUAUCUUAGAAGAAACAACACAAAUUACGUGGAGCACCAAGCGACAUGUCUUCGUACUCAGUCUGGAAAGCCACAUUUAAAAUAGUGCAAACACGUGUUUUAAAAUAGAUGCUAUUGUUCUUAUAACUUUCGUGAGACAUACUAAAUUAAUUAUUAUGUUGCGCCGACUAAUAGCGCGCGACAGUCGCCGCACCUAUAAACCUCUAGCAUGACUCGAAACUAGUCGAGUUUCUCGUCAACAAUUACGUGAGUAAGCCGCAAACAUAAUAAUUAAUUUAGAUGUUAUUGUAUUAUAUAAAGCUAUUAUUAAAAAGAAGUAGGUACUUAUAUAUGUUAAAAGUUUUUUAAAUUUCACAUUAUUUCACAUGGUUUGAAAUUGACUAUUGAAUUAUUAUUUUACUAUAAUAUUAAUAGUAUACAAAUUAUAAAAUGUUCAUAAAUUAAGUUUUUCCCAAGGCUUUUUACUAUUGAUUACAGUUUUUGACUAUUAGUUCGUUAUUUUAAACAUUUCCUGCUUCGAAAAUAUGACGCUUAACUAGAGUGAAAUUACGGAAACCUCUGUUGUCUAAAUAUUAUAAUGUACAAAUACUUUGUAAAUCAUCAAAGCUUCUAGAUUACCGACUUGUAACAUAAUUAAGUAGUUUAUUGAAUACCUACACGGUUUUGAAUAAUGCAGUUUUCAGCUAAAUGGAUGGCAUAAAAUUAAUAUUUUGAUUUCCAUAUUGAUCGGUGGCAUAAUAGUUAAACAAUAUUGUUGCCUCUCUUUAAAAUUUAAAAAAGAUGCCAAUUUAAGUCUUUUUACUUUUGUUUCUAAUUUAGGUACAUAAAAUGUUUCGUAGAAAACAGUUUUAACCAACUAAAUCGCAAAGUGUACCCGCCUGUCUGCACAUUAAUUAAGUAGGGUUCCAUAAUGUUUAUAUGUAUGUAUUGUUUUGUUGGUUCUGAUUGUGAGUAACUGCUAAAGACGAGAGGUCUCGGGUUCGAAUUUGGUUCAGAUAAGGGACUAUUGUUUGCGUUCUUAGGCUAAUGCUUAGUACUAUACUGUUACUGAGAAUUAAUCCUGGCAACAGUGAUUAUCCUCUUUAAAAUAUCUUCGAUAUUUACUUACGAUUAGUGACACUCCAGUCGUAUCUCUUUAGGGAAAUUGAAGCUCUUUUUUUCUUGUAUGUGAUUCUUAUUAACUUAGUUAUACCUAGGUACUUACUGAUCAAAAACGUUGUUUCACAGAAUUUGUAAGGUCGAGACAGAAAAAAGAUUUUGUAUUAAUAAAUACAUUGUUAUAAAUUCUAUUAGGUUAUACAUUAUUUGUAACUAGGUAUGCCAUCGUCGAUAAAAUCGAUAUGAAAUUCCCAUUUGAAUUAUAAAAUAAAUAAAUAAACAUAA